Engraulis encrasicolus (European anchovy) is the source of this 1875-nucleotide messenger RNA. It is a transcript of the gene ugdh, whose product is annotated as UDP-glucose 6-dehydrogenase. Gene Ontology annotation, cellular component: nucleus. The record is from RefSeq and is a predicted model, not a curated record. Gene Ontology annotation, molecular function: NAD binding; UDP-glucose 6-dehydrogenase activity. Gene Ontology annotation, biological process: glycosaminoglycan biosynthetic process. NCBI's taxonomy places the organism in Eukaryota, Metazoa, Chordata, Actinopteri, Clupeiformes, Engraulidae. The transcript is spliced from 12 exons. Bases 102 to 1583 code for a protein of 493 amino acids.
GGGCUUGUUUUCACUGGGUUCACGCAGAGCCGUAGAUAAAUAACUUCUUCCCAUUCAAGCAGCCAGCGUGAACCCAGGGCCAUCAUAAGUACUUGGACAAGAUGUUUGAAAUAAAGAAGAUAUGCUGUAUUGGAGCUGGGUAUGUCGGUGGGCCCACUUGCAGUGUUAUCGCUCAAAUGUGCCCGAAAAUCCGUGUUACUGUCGUCGACGUCAAUGAAUCCCGAAUACAUGCCUGGAACUCAGACACCCUGCCUAUUUACGAGCCAGGUCUCAGUGAUGUGGUGUUUUCCUGUAGAGGAAAAAACUUAUUUUUCUCCACGGACAUUGAUGCUGCUAUCAGAGAAGCAGACCUGGUGUUUAUCUCCGUGAAUACCCCUACUAAGACGUAUGGCAUGGGAAAGGGCCGUGCUGCUGACCUGAAGUAUAUUGAGGCUUGUGCUCGCCGUAUUGUGGAAGUCUCGAAUGGUUACAAGAUUGUAACAGAAAAAAGCACAGUGCCUGUCCGUGCAGCUGAGAGCAUUCGAAGGAUAUUUGAUGCCAACACCAAACCUAGCCUCAACCUGCAGGUGCUGUCCAAUCCGGAGUUCCUUGCCGAAGGUACAGCAGUACGGGACCUGAAACAGCCAGACCGUGUGCUGAUUGGUGGAGAUGAAAAUCCAGAGGGCCAAAGGGCCAUCCGUGCAUUGUGUGCCGUUUAUGAGAACUGGGUUCCUGCAGCACGAAUCAUUACCACAAACACCUGGUCAUCUGAACUCUCCAAAUUGGCUGCAAAUGCAUUCUUGGCACAGCGCAUCAGUAGCAUAAACUCCAUCUCUGCACUUUGUGAGGCAACUGGAGCUGAUGUUGAAGAGGUGGCAAGGGCCAUUGGAAUGGACCAGCGCAUAGGAAGCAAGUUUCUGAAGGCUAGUGUUGGGUUCGGAGGGAGCUGUUUCAAGAAAGAUGUACUUAACCUGGUUUACCUAUGUGAGGCUUUGAACCUUCCAGAGGUUGCGUCCUAUUGGCAACAGGUCAUUGAUAUGAAUGAAUACCAGAGGAGAAGAUUUGCCAGCAGAAUCAUUGACUGUCUGUUUAACACAGUCACAGGCAAAAAGAUUGCCCUGCUUGGCUUUUCCUUCAAAAAGGACACAGGAGACACAAGGGAGUCCUCAAGUAUCCACAUUUCCAAAUAUCUCAUGGAGGAAGGUGCAAAGUUGCACAUUUACGACCCUAAAGUGCUCAAGGAGCAGAUUUUUCGGGAUCUUUCAGGGGAUUACCCAGAAAAUGUUGCUGAACUUGUGACUGUGACCGAAGAUCCAUAUGAGGCCUGUGAAGGAGCACAUGCGCUAGUCAUCUGCACAGAGUGGGACAUGUUCACGGGACUGGACUACCAGAAGAUAUACGGGCGCAUGCUGAAGCCAGCAUUCAUAUUUGAUGGACGGAGAGUGUUGGACCACUUACACCCAGAGCUCCAGAACCUCGGUUUUCAGAUCGAGACUAUUGGGAAAAAGGUAACUCCAGCCUACAUUCCCUUCACUCCCCCUGCUGGAAUAGUUCGGAACCCACUUGAACCACCAAAAAAGAAAGCCAAAAGUUCUUUUCAGUAAUCCAAAUACAAAUCACAUUUCUCUGCUAUAGUUAUCUCUGUAUAAUUCAUACAUGGUUCUGCUUGGGAAUCCCUUGUUUUAUCAAAGUACCCUGUUCUGUCUAAUGCCUAAGUUGUAUAAUUAUUGUAGUGAUUUUCUACCUUUUUGGAAAACAUGGAUGUAUCAUUUCUUGGGACUAGAUGUCUGUUUCACUUUUCUAAAAAAAAAAAAUCUUUUAAUAUAUUUUGAAUUGUAAAAAGUGAAAGGCUGUAAUAUGGGACCAAUCAAAUAAAACCUCAUUUUAACAUUUUAA